This is a messenger RNA of Drosophila rhopaloa, 933 nucleotides long. RefSeq lists its product as uncharacterized. Lineage: Eukaryota; Metazoa; Arthropoda; Insecta; Diptera; Drosophilidae. The record is from RefSeq and is a predicted model, not a curated record. The transcript is spliced from 2 exons. The coding region runs from base 181 to 588 and encodes 135 amino acids.
GUCAUCUGCCAGCCAAUAUAGGAGAAAAUCUUUCAUUUUACGAUCGUUCGUCAACAUAAAUUGUUGUACAAAAUUCAAAGAAGAUACGGAAUCGGCUUUUCAAGACGCGAUUACAGUGAUUACACACCACUCCCAACAUUAGGCGAUUAAAUUAUUCGUAAGUUCCCAACGCCUCUCCAAAUGGAAGCCGCCGAGGGUCAAAGUUUGGUCAUCAAAAUGGCCCAGAAGAACAAGGAGACCCAAACGGUGAAGCUGAUGGCCGGUGGCGGACUGGCCAACAACUGGUUUGCCCCGGCGGCGGCCUAUGGGGCACCUCAAGGAGGCGGUCCAUUUGGGGCCAAUUCGAUGGUCCAUUCGCCGACCAUUCCGCACCACGCCGUGUCGUGCCAGUUCUACAUGGAUCGCGAGGAGCAGCUGUAUCGCCGCGCCUGCCAGAUGAAGGGCAUCCGGGUGGAGCGGAUGAACGAGAUCCGCGAGGAGGAGGACGACUCGAACGGAUCGGAGGAGGAGCCCUCGAAGGGCAUCCGAUAUCGCUACACCCUGGACGAGAUGAAAAGCUACAAUCCGUACCGUUUUAUCAACUUUUAGGUGUUCCCCGAUCGCCAGAACCAUCGCCAUCGCCGCCACAUUCCCAUUCCCACCCACAUCGCAUCGCCAGUCCUCGUACUUCCAGGUAGAAUCACUUAGCUCCAGCUUUAGGAUUAGCACCAGUAUCCGUAUCAGUACCAGUAUCAGUACCAGUAACAGCCUCACCACAUUCCACACAAGAUGCGAGUCUGUGGCGACACCAUGCAUGCCUCCAAACCGAAAAGGGAACCACAACAGGAACAAGGACACCGCACACCACACAUUUACUUGUUGUUACCAUUUCGCCAAACAGAUGAAAACAAUAAAGAAUUGUUCAUAAACGACAUACAGGCAUGUCAAGCAAAA